GGGGUACAGAUAAGUACAAUAUUUUGAAAGACUUCUUGAGAUAAGCCGAUCAAUAGCCGGCGAUCUUCGUGCGGGGACAACCUCUCCUCCAUCUCGCAUCUCAGACUGUGAUGAAAUGUCUGCUAGAGGCCCCUUCCAGCCCUUCCAAUGUCUCGUCUGCCAGAGUCGCUUCACCCGGCACGAGAACCUCAAGCGACAUGCCCUCCUGCACUCCCGCUCCGAGGGUGAAGCACUGCUGCCGUGUGAGCUCUGCCAGGCGACGUUCUCUCGUCCUGACCUGCGAAAUCGACACAUGAAGAGGAAGCAUCCAGACAAUCACGAUAGGCAUAGAAAAAGAGUUGAAGUCGAUUCGGUGACAGAAUGCAGCGAUGAGUCUGUGUCGAAAACCCACGGCCUGCAUCCUGACGAGAGCAUUUCAGCGUUGAUGCAGCAAGCGAUGAGCGAGCCCCGUGUCGACCGCAUUGGACAAGACGUGAUGGACCUGCAGGCUCUGCUGAAGCCUGGCCAUCCUUCGCCUGGUUUUACGAGUUUCAGCCUUUGCGAUAAUGAUGAUGACUGGAGUCCGUCGACUGCUCAGAUUGCAAGAGGCUGCGAGCUCUUCUUCGCCCAUGUCUCGCACUUUGUUCCGUUUCUGCACCAGCCUACUUUCGACUCUAAUCAGGCUCCGUUGUAUCUGCUCCUGAGCAUGCUGUCACUGGCGUACCAGUACGGAGAUGACCCAGAGAAUCCGGAUGAGAGCGGUGCAGAUCUAUCAAAACGCUGCUUCCAUCGAGCCCGCGCCCUCACCAACGAUGAGGACAUCUCCGCCGUGCAAUCGUACCUCCUCCUCCAGAUCUGCGCCAUGAUGUAUCUCUGCGGACAAGACUCAUCCCAUGGCUUGAAAAUGCACUCGGCAAUGAUCUCGCUCGCCCGCUCCACCGGCCUCAUGCACCCAACCACCAUCGAACCAUCCACAACCCAAGACCUCGACACGCUCUGGCACAGCUUCAUCCAAGCCGAAUCGCACAAACGCACCCUCUUCGCCGUCCACCAGAUCGACGCUCUCUGGUACCAGUUCCUCUCCAUCCCGCGCUCCAUCUCCCACCUCGAAAUCAAACACGACCUCCCUUGUCCACGCGACCACUGGACUGCCUCGUCGCCGGCCGAAUGGGCCCAUCGCCAACUCAUCCAGAAACAGGGCCAGGGCCCCGCAAUGCAAUACGCCGACGCCGUCCGAGCCUUUCUCUCCCAGGAUUCAGACCUCUCCACCUCCCUCCCGCCAUUCGACCCCUACGGCGCGAUCAACAUCACGCAGUUCCUCAUCUCCUCGGCGCGCGAAAUCUCCGGCUGGUCCACGAUGACGGGCAUGCUAAGCAUUGACCGAUUCGGCGCACUCCGCUCCUCCCUCGUCGCAUUAAGCCCAUUCGUCUCUCCAACAUCACCUCCAACCUCGACAGAAAACAGCACCCUCAGCACAGCGAGCUGGCAAACAGCCAUGAUAGAACUCCAAAUCUGGUCCCCCUCACACACCUCCGGCAUAGUCGAGGCCUCCAUCGACGCCGUCCUCUCGCAGUCUACCUACCUCAGCCCCUCGCCUAGUAUUUUAUGUGAGGACCUCACGGCCAAAGCGAUUCAGCCACACAUCGACUGGUUCCUGCGGUACCUAGAAGAGACUUUAGAUCCUAGGGGUCAAGGCGAGGCGCCCUGGGUGGCGCUGUAUGCGUACAAGGCGUUUCUGAUUGCGUGGUUGCUUGUCAGGGGUGGUGUUUCUGGGGCGAUGGGGGUUGUUGGUGUUGGGGAUGGGGACGGCGUUGGGGCUGUGGAGUGGGCGAGGAGGGUGUUUGCCCGUAGACGGGGGUUGGUGCUUGGACGGUUGAUUGGGGAGUGUUUAGACAGACUUUCUUAACAGUACUAAUCUUGUCGUUGACAAGUGAUUGACAAGUGGUUGUUGAAGUAGCGAAUGCGUUAACAUCUCCGGCAAAUACCAGUGUAAGCCAAACACCGUCUCCAUUCAAUAUGUAUGUAUGACUACAUAUAUACUAUAUCCUUUACUUAAUACAUCUCAUACCUCCACCCCAAAG
Molecule: messenger RNA, 2060 nt
Organism: Aspergillus versicolor CBS 583.65
Lineage: Eukaryota; Fungi; Ascomycota; Eurotiomycetes; Eurotiales; Aspergillaceae
Exons: 1
Coding region: 116-1885 (589 amino acids)
Biological process (GO): regulation of transcription by RNA polymerase II; DNA-templated transcription
Cellular component (GO): chromatin
Molecular function (GO): RNA polymerase II cis-regulatory region sequence-specific DNA binding; DNA-binding transcription factor activity, RNA polymerase II-specific; zinc ion binding
Source: RefSeq, a predicted model, not a curated record